AUUUGCUCAUCCGGGCUUACGCGCGCCGGCCGGCUCAUCAAACUGAUUGCAAACAAGCGUUUGCGCUUACAUACAUCCAUACGUCAUAACGGAUGAAUCUUGACGCGCCGUGAAGCGGUAAAACCCACCUGGCCCUGUACUUGUUGCUUCCCUGCAACCGUCAGCGUGGGCGUCGCGAGACAUGCUCCGCGCGCUCUUCAUCGUCUACGCCGUCGCGUCAAGCGCUCUACUCGACGACGCCACCGCGGCCGACGCCGAGACGCGGGCCGAGCACAUCGUCCAGCUCUGCGCCGAGCACCACCGCGACGCUGUCGGCGCGGCCUACCCUGACGCGUACCACAUCCGCCACCUCCCGUCGCUCCGAGGCCUCGUCGUCGAGGCGACUCAAGCCGAGGUCGCGGCGCUCAAGAGCCAUGAGGGCGUCUGCAAUGUCGCGCGGUCGCACGAGGUGACGCACCGCCCCGACGCCGGUCGCCGGCUCGACGUCGACGCGCUCCGGAGGAAUAACGAGUGGUGGGGCAAGAGCCACAACCAGGGCAAGCCCUGGAACCUCGACCGCGUCAAUGGUAAAUUGGACGGCAACGACGCCUUCGAGGUCUCGAGCAAGGGGACCAACGUCUUCGUCCUCGACACGGGCCUCGACACGCUGCACCAGGAGUUCGAGGGAGAUAGGGAGGUCGAGAACGUCGGGUCCUACAGCAACUUCCACCCCGGCGGCGUCUGGGAAGAUAAAGAAGAGUGGGACCUGACCUCGGAGAACAGGGCCUGGCUCAAGGACAACAACGACAGCGACGGCCACGGUUCGUUUCCAGUGCCAGUAACGCCAUCGCCGCGACUCGCGCGUCGACGACGUAAGACCUCACCGGCACACAGGCACGCACUGCGCGUCGACGGCGGCGGGCAAGAAUUAUGGAAUAGCCCCCCUAGCCAACGUCUACGGCAUGAAAGUACUACCAGGAGGCUCGGAGGGCGUCAUCGUGCGCGCGCUCGACAGAGUCUACGACUUAGUCAAAAGAAAAAAAGUGAAGGGUCCGACCGUCGUCUCCAUGUCGCUCGGCGGGAAAUGUAGAGAUCAGGAUGGAAACGAAGGCCCCGGUACGAAAUACUGCGCCUUCGAGACGCACUACGCCCGAGCCAUCCGGGACUUGCGGGAUAUAGGCGUGUUGACGGCGAUCGCGGCCGGGAACAACGGCGAGGACGCCUGCGAGAUGGCUCCUGGGGCUUCAAGGGACGCCGUCACGGUGGGCGCCACCAACAUUAAUGAUAGGAUCACGUUCUUCAGCGACUACGGGAACUGCGUCGACGUCAUGGCGCCCGGCGAGAAUGUGGCGGGAGCUGCCUCGUCGCGCGAGUAGACGCCCGAGCGCCAGUGGACGGGCGCCGCCGCCUCGGACUCGAGCGGGUCGCUCGAGGCGCCGGCGGCCGCGCGCACGCCGGACAAGUAUCGGCAGGCCGUCACCGGCUCCGCGGCGGCGUACUCGGCGACACCGCGGCGCCACGCACCCAACGGCGCCGGGCCCGUGGCGUACCGCAGCCCCGCCUCGACGCCGUCCUCGGCCGGCUCGAAAUCGGCGACGUAUUGGCGCGAGCGCGCUGCGGCGACGCGGGGCCGGGCGCCGCCGCCGUCGCACCUC
Messenger RNA from Pelagomonas calceolata, 1634 nucleotides. The record is from the annotation of a GenBank genome assembly. Lineage: Eukaryota; Pelagophyceae; Pelagomonadales; Pelagomonadaceae.